UGGCUUCGUCAUUUGUUUGAUCGGAUUCACUCUCGAGUCUCUACCUUCCGAGAGAGCCAUUCUCCUCAAACCGACAAGGCGCUUCACAUUGACGAGUACAGCCGUCAUCACGCAGACAUGUCGGAUAUACCAGAGGAAAAGUCAUCGCUUCGGCCACUACGACUAGAGGUUGAUGCAAGGCAACAAACCAACUCAAAGGUCUCGACAACGGGGCAAGAUCGAAGAGAAGGGCCGAGAAGUACGAACGUGCCAUCGGAGCAGGAUGUUCACGCUCAAGAGAUGGAGCAUCAGCGGUACGGAGAGGCGCAACCGCAGCUGGUGCCGACGGACGUGAUUGAGAUGAUGCUUACGAGCACGGCCAAGGGGCGAAACAAGGACGGUCUCGACAACACUCACCAAACACAAGAAUGA
Molecule: messenger RNA, 411 nt
Organism: Trichoderma citrinoviride
Lineage: Eukaryota; Fungi; Ascomycota; Sordariomycetes; Hypocreales; Hypocreaceae
Exons: 1
Source: RefSeq, a predicted model, not a curated record